Molecule: messenger RNA, 3798 nt
Organism: Microplitis demolitor
Lineage: Eukaryota; Metazoa; Arthropoda; Insecta; Hymenoptera; Braconidae
Product: alpha-tocopherol transfer protein
Exons: 7
Coding region: 200-1225 (341 amino acids)
Cellular component (GO): membrane
Molecular function (GO): phosphatidylinositol bisphosphate binding
Source: RefSeq, a predicted model, not a curated record
UAUACUUCUUCACAACCGGUAACAUUAUCGCUGACUUUGCAGUUCUUCAACAGUCUUUUCCAGUUGUUCUCACACAUAACUGGACAUGCGCAAUUUUUUAUUUUAACCUGAAGAUAUUUAAUUUUUUUUUCUUACUUUUUAUUAUUUAAUAUUUAAUAAUAUCAAUUAAUCAUGAUCGAUUACGGUUUAUUUGUUUUUAAUGAAAAAAUAUAAUAUUGAACGUGUUGAAAAUAAAUCUUUGUUAAAUAAAAAUUUUAAUAAACGUAACAUUAAAAUGAAUUUCAUAACACCUAAAUCUGUUGGAAAACAUGAAGCAACGAUGGAAAAAGUUAAAACUUUGGAACCUUUAAAAAUAGGCUCUGCAGAUUUUGUACUAGAACCUGAUCCUCUUAGCAGUGAAAUGGCUGAAAAGGCUAAAAAUGAGUUGAAUGAAACCGUUAAUGUUGUCCAAAAAGGACUUGCAGAUAUGAGAGAAUUAUUAAAAGGUGAACCCGAACUUCAUGUUCCAGAUGAUGAUUAUUUCUUUGCGAAAUUUUUAAGACCAUGUAAAUGGGUUGCAAAACCUGCAUUUGAACUGAUGAAACGCUUUUAUCGUUUCCGACUAACACAUCCUCGUUAUUGUGAUAAUUUAACACCGAUUACCGAUCGUGAAAUAUUUUUAUCAGGGUUAAUAACACCACUUCCCGUUCGUAGUAAAGAUGGUGGUAGAUUAGUAUUAAUCGAAGGUGGUUCUAAAUGGAAACCGAAAGAAAUUUCACUCGAUCAAGUUUUUCGAGGAGUUAUGUUGCUUCUUGAUGCUGCGAUUGUUGAACCUACAACUCAGGUUGGUGGAGUUCGUGUCAUUUUAGACAUGGGCGGAUUAUCUUUGACUCACGUAACAUACUUUACACCAAGCUUUGCUAGUGCAGUACUUGAGUGGGUCCAAAAAUGUCUUCCUGUCCGUUUAAAAGGUGUACAUAUAGUAAAUCAACCUUUUAUUUUCAACAUGGUUUUUGCUAUUUUCAAGCCUUUUAUUAUGGAAAAAUUGCGUAAAAGAAUCUAUUUUCAUGGCACAGACAGAGAAUCAUUGUUUAAACUGAUAGAUCGAAACGCUUUACCAACGCAAUAUGGAGGAGAUUUAAAAAUACCCUCAGAGCCAAUUGGUGAGGCUGUUUGGGAAUAUUUUUAUCAUUUUCAAAAAGAAUUUGAAGAUGCUGCUAAACUUGGUUAUUCACAGAAAAAGUAAUAUUGUUGUAAAAUCAGUCAAUUUUUAAAAUUAAUUCUCAUACCAACAAUUUUUAACGCCCCGGGUCAAAAAUAAAACUUGAUUUUGACUUGGUUUACCAGGUCGAAAUUUGGAGCCGUUUUUCACAAGACAAACUCGACUUUUUUUUUACGGAAAUAUGAAAUACAUUGAAUUUUCACCUUGGUUUAGACUUAACUUAAAGCCAGUUAAGGCUUACUUAGUCACAAUUUAAGAUGAAAAAGUUGAAAUCAAGUCGAAAUUGACUUGGUUUAGACUUAUUCAACUUAAAUUAUAAAGCGAAAAAGUCAAAACUAAGGUAAAAUAAUGUUUAUAUAUUAAGGUAAAAGUAAGGCGAAUAAAUAACUUUUUUUCGACUUGGUUCAGCAAGUCAAAAGUAAGGUGAAGGACUAUCGUGCUCGAAGUAAAGACAAAUAAGUUCAAACUAAGAUCAAAAAAUAAAAAUAAGUUGAAAUAAGUUGAUACCUAGAUGAAAAAAGUUCAAAAAGUUGAACAAAAUUUAAUUUAAGUCGAAAAAGUCGAGAUGUUAUCGAAAAAUCGUCAGCAAAUCGAUAACUUCAAGAGAAAAUAAGGUGAAGUGAGCCUGAAUCAAGUUUUAUUUUUAUCGGGGCCUUUACAUGCACACUAGAGAUAAUAAGAGAUUUCAAAAUUUCACUUGAUCUCAAACAUCCAUUAAGGGUUUCAUAUUUAAGGAAUCAUCUCUUUAUAGUCUUAUGGUCAUGUCUUUCGGAAAUCAUGAACAAAUAUACUUAAUAAUAAUAAAAUUUGUUGGCUCAAAAUUUCAACAUAGAUUCUUAAGUUAUCGUAAAAUGAAGAAAGGAACUUAAAAUUAUUGACUUAUAAAAAACUUUCAAACAUAGGGUAUACUCUUCAAAUCAGAAAAUCAUUGUAAAUAGACUAUAUACCCAGGAAAAAAUGAUCAGACCUGACCAUGCCUGUUCAUGUAUGAUCAGGCCUGAAAUCAGACAUGAUCAGGCCUGAUCAUACCUAUCCAUGCCUGUUCAUGUCUGAUCAUACCUGAUAUAUGGGGUUAAAUUUAAAAUCUUGGUUAUAAUUAAAUAUAACUACCUUAGUUAUAUUUUCAUAUAGCUAACGUAGUUAUAAUUAUAUAUAACUUAUAUAGAAUUUCAUAUAACUAUUAAUCAAUAAUUAAUAAAUUUGAUAUAAAAUUUUGUUGACUAAAAAUCUAUCAUGUAUAAGAUAUAAAAUUUUGUUGAUCAAGAAUCUACCACGUAUAAGAUUGAUAUUACUUAAAGUUCAUAUGAAACUAUCUUUUCAAGUCAAUUUCUUAGAUUAACGGGUAGCGGGUUAAAUUUCCGAGCGCAAGGUCCACAGUUCGAAUCCUGCACACCUCCAAUUUUUUUUUUUAUUUUCAUACAAAUAAUUAUGUAUAAUUGUAUAAUAUUGUUAUCCAUAAUUAUAUAUAAUUAUCUAGGGCCAUUUUUUAUCUAUAAUUUUUUUGCCCGGAUGGGCCUGAACAAACAUAACAUACAUGAUCAGACCUGAACAUGCCUGGUCAGACAUGGUCAUUUUUCAUGCCUGUUUAUGUCUGAUCAGGUCUGAUAAUUUUUUCCCGGGUAUAUAUAAAUAUACUUAAAAAAAUCGGGAGUAAUGUCGGAGUGAAUAUGAAUUUUUUAAAUCUACAUUUAUUGUUUCAUUCGGAGUUUCAGAGUUAAAAAAAAUAAUUACUCGGCGUAUAAAGUAGAUAAUUAAGGAGUUUUUUAGCGGAGUGAGAUCGGAAUGCUGUGAAUUUUAUUUUAGUCCGUGUCCGCUCCAGUCCGAAGUUUUAUUCAAAAUAAACUCCUCUUAAAUUUCACUCCGAUGGGAUUAAUUAAAUAGAAAAUUAUUUGUUCUGCAUUCUCUCUGAAACCACUCCAAAUUUAAUUUGCGUUUAUUUUGCAAUUUUUUUCAUGGUGUAAUAUAGAGUUCAUAGUACUAUUAACAAUGUUACAGACGAGGGUUGUCAAAAAAAAAAAAACACCACAAAUUAUGUAAUAAAUUUUUAUUUAAUAAAUUUAAAAUUUUUUGAGCAAAUUUUUUUUAAAUUUAAGUAAACAUAGCACACACAACCACUCAUAUAUAUCAGUGUAUAACGGACGCUGAGAAAAAAUUGUAAUCUCUCAUUACAUUUCACAUAUAAUUUUAGGAUAGGUAAUUACUACUAAUAUACUAAAAUCUUUAAAAAUCGAAUUGUUAUUAAAAUUGCUGUCAAAAUAUAUGAUAAAAAAUGCAAAAUAGUACAAUAUUUUCUCAAGAUUGAUUUAACUGACUUAGUUAAAAGUUUAAAGUGACUUUACUGUUCAUAAAGGCUUAAAAAACUUAUAAGCUAUUUAACUCAAUUCGAUCCCUUAAAAUAGAAUCAUCAUAAAAUAAAUAAUUUUGUUUAAUUGGAUACCAGUCAAACAAAAUUAUGAAAACAUAAUUUUUAAAAGACUACACACCCAUUAAUAAUAUAUUUUCUUCGUACUGAUAUGAUGAUUACCCGAGAAAAAUUUUUUAUAUAUAAUCAUAUAAAAUUAUAUAUAACUCGAUUAUAUAUAAUCAUAUAUGAAAAA